Molecule: messenger RNA, 1689 nt
Organism: Pleurotus ostreatus (oyster mushroom)
Lineage: Eukaryota; Fungi; Basidiomycota; Agaricomycetes; Agaricales; Pleurotaceae
Exons: 14
Coding region: 1-1689 (562 amino acids)
Biological process (GO): amino acid transmembrane export from vacuole
Source: RefSeq, a predicted model, not a curated record
AUGUCUCGCAAUAUGGCCCCCGAGGUUCCUACAGUAGACGUAGUCCACCAGCCGAAGACACAAGAAGACAAGACAUCUGCCGAUCAAGUUGACGUCGCGUCUUCUCUCGAAGGGAAGGGAAGUCUUGAAGAAACAGCGGUGGUAGCAAGCCCGGGCAUUAGACGACGCAAAGGGAUAGCCUUUGUCUCGUCGAUCAGCAAGAAUGAGCCUGUAGUGACCAGAAGGGAACUUUGGAGCUAUUAUUUAUAUUACAAUGGCGACAAUGGAGUCGGUCCAAAUGGAUUCUCCAUGACGCUUUUUCAGUCGUUAGCCUUCGCAGCAGGCUUUGAUCCAGUCAGAGGACCUGGUUUUGCAUGCGACGCUGAAGGUGCUUCAGGCCAGUGUGUACUCCCUUGGGCUGGCGGCACCAAGGCCGUUUCCAGCGUCGUCCUAGUUGCCAAUGGCGUCUCAUUCGCGGUCAUGACUCUUAUUUUCACGACCAUCGGGUCCGCUGCCGACUACGGUACCUUUGGGCGGUGGUUGCUCCUGGUCAUCACCUGCAUCUGCUGGGCCGCCCAGUUCGCUAGUAUGAGCCUGACUACUCCCAGCAGAUGGCCUGUUGCUAUGGCUUUAUACAUGAUAGGUUUUAUAACGUACGGCGCGACGUUGGUAUUCUAUGCAGCUGCGUUCCCUCGGCUGGCUCGCAAUACACCCCAUGCACGUAUUCUCAGAGAGAAAUAUGAUGCAGGCGAGAUCGAUCGUGAAACUUAUGAAGUUGAAGAAAGCAUGGAGAAGAAUCGUAUUAGCAAUAUUAGCACGACGCAUAGUAACAUCGGCUACAUCGUCACUCUAUGCCUCAAUUUAUCGGUGUUGCUCCCCCUCAAGGGCCACCCGCUUGUCAACAACUACACCCUCGUAUUAACGAAUGGCUACUGGGUGCUAGUUGGUAUAUGGUGGUUCAUUUUCCAGCAACCCCGGCCAGGACCACCCGUCCCGCGGGGAGAGCAUUAUCUCACCAUUGGGUGGAAACAAAUCUGGAAGGCCCUCCAAGAAUACAAGCGGCUACCAUUCACGUUCGUUUACUUGUUUGCGUUCUUCCUGUUAGCCGACGGACUCAACACCACGGGGACACUGGUGUCAAUAUGCCAGAACGAUAAAUUCUCGUUCAGCUUCCUUGAAAAUACCUAUCUGGGUCUCGCUCAGGCUAUCACGUCCACGAUGAGUACGCUUGGCUUCUGGUAUAUCCAGAGGUAUUGGAAGAUCAGCACGAAGAAAAUGUUUGUUGUGACUAACGUCGUGACCAUGCUCAUUCCACUAUGGGGAAUGUUGGGAAUAUGGACUACGAAGAUUGGAUUCCAUAAUGUUUGGGAGUUUUGGGCAUAUAACGUUGUAUUCGGACUCUUCCAGGCACCCUACUACGCUUUUUCCCAGACCAUGAUGGCAGAGCUCACUCCUCCCGGAUUCGAUAACAUGUUCUUUGGCCUCUUUGGAUUAUCCAACCGCGCCUCAUCUAUGAUUGGUCCGAACGUCAUCCAAGCUAUUAUAGACCGUAGUGGGAGCAACUGGAUGGGCUUUCCGUUUCUUUUUGCGCUAUGCGCCUGCGCCUCGAUCGUUAUUUGGCUCUUUGUUGAUGUUCAUAAGGGGCGCCGGGAUGCAUUAGCGUGGGCAGAGAGUAUGAGGGCUGAUGAUGAGGGCUUGAAGGAUACAUAG